AUGGUUCACAUUGAGCGCCGCGGGCCAGAUGUCGCCGGCGACGGCGAUAAGUGGCCGAUCCGAAAGGUCACUCCUGGCCUGAUGACUUUGAUCAGGCAGACGAGGAUGGGAGAGCUUCUUGACUUCCCGCCCGAUACAUAUCUCCUCGUGCCGACGGGCACAGGAAGAUAUUACAGGGACACGGUGGUCACCGGGGCUCCUCCAAUGGUGUGGAACCACCAAAGCCGGGAUUUUCUCAUGCAAGAGAAUCUCCCACAUCUUCACGAGUCUCCUUUGGCUAAUUGCCUGACCGUGUUUACUGUGCCAGAUAGAGGGCAUGCGGAGCGGGAGGCCACUGAACGCCAGGCUGCUGCUCGCCGGGCUGCUUCUCGUAGGGCAACCAAUCAACGGGCUCUUCAACGGGCUCGUGCACGCCAGGCCGUCGCCGCUGCUCCUUUUCUCUCUGUUCCUCUCGCCGCUGCCUCUCCUGCGGCUACCUCUCCUGCGGCUGUUCCUUUUGUCGCUGCCCCUCUCGUCGCUGCUCCUCUCGCAGUUGUCUAUCCUGCCGCUGCCCCUCUUGUCCCUGCUCCCGUUGCCGCUGCUCUUGGUGUACCCGCUCUUGUAGCUCCCGCAGGUGGUGCACCAAACAGCCAUGAUCAAGUUGGCAAUGAUGAGCCUGUCGAGGGCAGCCGGGCGUGGUGGGAUUCAUUCCUUACCAGCAAAGUCACGAGUGAGUGGUGGGAGGAGGAGGAUAGGGCAGAGGCAGAGAGGCAGAGUAUCCCAAUCAUAUUCCUAGAUUGA
Messenger RNA from Botrytis sinoallii, 780 nucleotides. RefSeq lists its product as uncharacterized. The record is from RefSeq and is a predicted model, not a curated record. Lineage: Eukaryota; Fungi; Ascomycota; Leotiomycetes; Helotiales; Sclerotiniaceae. Bases 1 to 780 code for a protein of 259 amino acids. The transcript has a single exon.